Anopheles moucheti is the source of this 2426-nucleotide messenger RNA. RefSeq names its product E3 ubiquitin-protein ligase CHIP (gene STUB1). Gene Ontology annotation, cellular component: cytoplasm; Z disc. Gene Ontology annotation, molecular function: ubiquitin protein ligase activity; protein-folding chaperone binding. Lineage: Eukaryota; Metazoa; Arthropoda; Insecta; Diptera; Culicidae. Bases 468 to 1334 code for a protein of 288 amino acids. Gene Ontology annotation, biological process: cellular response to misfolded protein; positive regulation of proteolysis; protein quality control for misfolded or incompletely synthesized proteins. The record is from RefSeq and is a predicted model, not a curated record. The transcript has 5 exons.
UGUGCUCGAAGAAAAUAGGCCUGAAGAAGGGAAACGCGAUAAAUAAAGGAAUAUAAAUUAAUCCCUCCUGUUGGGAAUUGGUUGUGUGACCGAAUAUUGUGUUAGAUUCCGCGCCAGCCACAGCAUAACGGUGUGCGUAGUGUCCAAAUUUAAGUUUGCGUGAAGUGUGACGUUGGAAAUCUACCUAAAACGAGCCGUGUUUUUGGGUCGCUGUGUGUCAAUCACCAUUUAGUAGGCCUCAUUUUUCCUGUGCGCACUGUUGCGGAAUGUGUGGUUCCUUUCUGUGAAGGUGUGAAAAAAGCUUACAGUUUGCGUGUGGCAGAUCGAUGCUCCCGAUGCCUUUGCUGAUCUAGCAAAAAAAGCAGUCUAGCAGUCCAUCCUUGUCGCGAGGGAUUCGCAGUUGGGUCGAAAGAUUGCUCGCAGAUAAAAAGGUGUACUUACGAGUUAAAAUCCCCAACCCCGCAACGAUGAACAAACAUAUGUACACAACGGCAAAUCUGUCGGAUGUGGAGCUGAAGGACCAAGGGAAUCGGUUGUUCUCCGCGCGGAAAUACGACGACGCGGUCAACCUAUACACAAAAGCGAUUAUAAAAAACUCCACAAAUGCCACCUAUUUCACCAAUCGCGCACUUUGCCACAUCAAGAUGAAGCGCUGGGAAACGGCCUGCAGUGACUGCCGGCGUGCUCUCGAUAUGGAUCCGAAUCUGGUGAAGGGACACUUCUUUCUCGGACUUAGCCUGAUGGAGCUGGAAUCGUUCGACGAAGCUAUCAAACAUCUGCAGCGUGCGCACGAUCUGGCCAAGGAGCAGAAGCUUAACUUCGGCGACGAUAUCGCCUCCCAGUUGCGAUUGGCCCGGAAGAAACGCUGGAACAUACAGGAGGAGAAGCGAAUUUGUCAGGAGAUAGAGCUACAAACUUAUUUGAAUAGACUUAUUACGGAAGAUAUGGAAAAUCGCUUAGCUAAGCUGAAAUUGGACGAUACGAUUAAUGAGGAAAUGCUCAAGGAGCAAGCGAUAGAAGUCGAACGUGAGGGUGAAAAUCAUAUGACUGAAUUAAACAAUCUGUUUGCUAAGGUUGACGACAGGAGACGGAAACGAGAAGUACCUGAUUACCUAUGCGGCAAGAUCAGCUUCGAGCUGCUGGUAGAUCCCGUGAUUACGCCAUCCGGUAUGACGUACGAGCGGAAGGACAUCGAGGAGCAUCUGCAGCGGGUCGGCCAUUUCGACCCGGUUACGCGCGUGAAACUCACACAAGAUCAGUUGAUAUCGAACUACUCGAUGAAGGAAGUGGUCGAUGCGUUCCUGCAGGACAAUGAGUGGGCACUAGACUAUUAGUAACCGCAGGAGCAACACGAAAGGAAUUGUUAGCCAGCAUCGUGUAUAUUUCAUCGUACAGAUGGCGGAAGGAAACAAAAAAAAAACCUAUCGAAUGUUUCAGCAGAACAGUGUAAGUAAACGUAGCUCUACAUUAAAUGUGUCCUUUUGCUCCUAGACCGAUUUUUUCAGUAUGGAUUUGUGGUAGGAAGAAAAAUAGGCUAUAAAAAUAUGGAUUGUAUUAUCCAGGUGUGUUACAACUAACCCCCGCCGUAAUUGGUUCGCAGCAUGAUUAGUGCGUUGAAUGACCUACUGAGCGCAAGCAAGUGAGCAAGUUUGAUCGUCUUCAAGUGCUCAUAAAACUAGUACAGCUAAAAACAAAACCUUCCCUUUCUUCUUUGUCCACAUGUAGUUUACGUUCUUGGCCAGGCGCUUCUUUUCGAUGUGAUUUAAGUAUAGGGACUUUAAGUAAUUAGGUAUGUAAUUUAAAGAUUUCUGCGCCCCAGUAGUCAACGGCGCUUCGAUUGUAGGGGGAAUAUGUAUCGAUUUAUAUCUGCUGUUACAGAGGGUAGUGAGACGGAGAGAGGAAAAACCAACACAUAAAACAGCAUAACUCUUUUACCGAUAGCAUGCGAACGCUUUUCGUGAUAAUCUAUCUGUUUUGAAAUUUUAGAGAGUAGUGUAUGUUUUGUCCAAACUAGUAAAUAAACUAAUGAAACGGUACUAAUGAAACAAAAAAAAAACAACUUCUGAAUCUUGCUGUUGGCAUUAAAUUUGCGAAGAAAAAAAAAAGAAAUAUUUAAUUUUACCCAUUACUUUGAAGCAUAGUACACAAGAAAAAAGGAUUAUGUAACGAUACAUUUUAGUGAGGUUGGUUUGGUGCUGGAUUGGCGAAUUUGGUAGAAUUGUUAAUGCAAGUUAAACAUAUCGGUUACGUACAUUAUUCCAACAACUUCAAUGCGGCUCAAAAUGAUUGUUAAAGUGUUUGUUGAAGCUGUUCCAUUAUUGAAUUCGUUUUUGAAAUAAAUUUUCCAUAUCCAAUCCGUAGAAUGAUUACGAGCUAAUUAUCUGGUCAGAAAGACAGCUAAACAUUUCAUAGCUGUAAAUGCUUUA